Messenger RNA from Portunus trituberculatus (swimming crab), 2984 nucleotides. RefSeq names its product putative inorganic phosphate cotransporter. Gene Ontology annotation, biological process: monoatomic anion transport; transmembrane transport. Bases 511 to 2181 code for a protein of 556 amino acids. The record is from RefSeq and is a predicted model, not a curated record. The transcript is spliced from 13 exons. Gene Ontology annotation, cellular component: plasma membrane. NCBI's taxonomy places the organism in Eukaryota, Metazoa, Arthropoda, Malacostraca, Decapoda, Portunidae. Gene Ontology annotation, molecular function: transmembrane transporter activity.
UGGUGAAGUGUUACUUUAAUAAAAUGAAUUUAUAAUCUGAGAUUCUCACUCAUGACCACGUCGGGUGACAACCCAUUUGUUAUUGACACACAUGUGGAGCAUUUGUGACACUUGUGACCUCCCUGCGUGUGUGAGUCAGACUUAAUUAAUGAUGAUGACAUUUUUUAAUUGUUAUAAUAAUGGUAAUGAUAGUAAUGAUAAUAAUAAAAAUAAUAGUAUGUACUUAUGAAUGCAGUAUUUCACAUGAUGACCCCAGCAGAUUAAUAUCCCAGCACACAUUACUUCUGAUAGCGUGCACGAUCUCAGUAAAAGUGUCUACAUUUUAUUUGGCCUCAUUAACCUUAUCUCCCGCGGACUAACAGGAGUGCCGUUCACCACCAUACACACCAGCUUGGCAGUGGUUGGUGGCAGUGCAUGGCGAAGCGAAGAGAGUAGAGAAGAUCAGAAUUCGCUACCGCAGUUCCCACCUCGACGUUCAGGUGGAAGGAGUGAAGUAGAAACGACACAGAGAUGGUGAGGUGCACGUCCUUAAACGAUUUCCUGCGUAUGGAGUGGUUCCCUGCACGUAUAGGAGUGGCGCUGCUAACGAUGCUGGGACUGGUGAAUGUGUUUAUGGUGCGCGUCAACUUGUCCGUCGCUAUUGUGGGCAUGGUACACCGCAACACCACCACCGCCACAACCAUCCAGGCACACUGUCAGGCACUCAACGCCACGCCAGCUGGCGGGAUGUUGGUGACCCCGGCGCUGGGAGAGGCGGCGGGGAGUGACAAUACAACAGUGUCACCGGCGCUGCUGGUCGACGCGAUUGAGUGGGGAAUGGAGGAGCAGCUGGUGGGAGAAGUGGUGGAGGAGGUGGUGAAGGUGGUGGAGGAGGUUAGAGAAGAGGAGGAGGAGAACAGGAUGCACUGGAACGAGUGGGUUCAAGGACAAGUACUUGGAUCCUUCUUCUAUGGCUAUUGGAUCAGCCAGGUAGGCGGCGGAAGACUAGCUGAAAUAUAUGGUGCUAAGCUUAUCUUUGGCAUCACAGUGCUCUCCGGGGGCAUCGCGGCUGUUCUAACGCCCCUCACUGCUAACUUCCAUUACAUCGCCCUCGUCAUCCUCAGGGCACUUCAGGGCUUCAUGCAGGGCGCUGCCUACCCCUGCACUUUCCCGCUGAUGAUUCGCUGGUUUCCGCGCUUCGAGCAGGCUAAGUUUAUAGCCUUCGUUUUGUUUUGUAACAACAUCAGCAUCACCUUCACCAUGACUCUGUGUGGCUUCGUGAUCGAAAUGCUGGGGUGGGAGGCAGUUUUCUACGUGACUGGUGCUUCUUCCCUCGCUUGGUGCAUUCUGUGGUACUUCUGCAUGUAUAACGACCCCAAAGACCACCCCAGGAUCUCCCAAGAGGAACUGAAGUACAUCAAGGGCACCAAAAAGACCUACCUUAAGGAGUCAUCCCACUGGAGUCUCUCGUCACCUCCUUCAGCGUCUGUGCCGUGGCUGUCCCUGGCUAAGUCUCUCCCAGUGUGGGCCAUCAUAGCUGGUGAGAUCGGCAACUCUUUUGGCUACACUGUCUACUUCUCCUACCUGCCCACCUAUAUAGAAAACGUGGUUGGUGUAUCCUUGAGCCAGAACGGCAUCCUCUCCGCCCUGCCCUUCCUCGCACGGUACCUCGGGGGCGUUGUGUUUUCUUCCACCGGGGAGUGUCUGCUGGCGAGAGGGAAACUGACGGUGAUCACUGCACGGAGAGCCUUCAGCGUCGUGGCAAUGAUCGGCCCGGCUCUUAUGCUGCUGGCUGUUAGUUUCUCCGGCUGCGACCCUGGCCUGGCUGUCUCGUUGCUGUGUCUCGGGUUCUUCUUCAACGGCGCCAUCACUAUUGGGGUCUUCGCUAACAAGGCAGAGGUGUCCCUUCACUUCGCAGGUACGGUGAGCGGCCUGGGAAACAUGUCCGCUAACGUGAUGUCAUUCGUUGUGCCUCUUGUGGUGGGCGCCAUUACCAACAACCAGCAAACCCUGUUGGCGUGGCAGAAGGUGUUUUGGACGUGCAUUCCUUUGUAUGUGGUGUGCGAGUUAUUCUUCUUCGUGUUCGUCUCCACGUCUCGCCAGCCGUGGGACUUUCUGGAGGGAAACCAAGGAGCACUGGACAAAAACGAUGACACACAGGACAAGGAGGAGCAGGAUGGCGAUGUAUUGGUGGAGACCUAAGUGUGUGGGGUUAGUCCUCAAAGUACGUAGAAGACAAUGACAAGGGAAUGUAUUAUCUUUCUCGUAUCCGUCCUGUUAGUAUUCUGUUGACGUUCAAAUACUUUUAAGAUGUGAGGGAAGGGCAAGGGAAAUCUGGGUGAAACUAAUGAGUCAAGAGGGAGGCAAAGUUAGGGAUUAGUUAAUAAAGAAUUUUAGUGACGAGACGACGGCAAAUAUUAGAACAUUAAAGUUAACCCCUUCAGCACUGGAACGCAUUUUUACCUAUAGUUCUGGGUAUAAUUAAACGAUUUUAUUUACAUUAAGAAGGAUCUAUGGUGGUCAGAAGUUUAAUGGCAAGUCUUCACUAUUUUAAUCCCCACGUGAGUUUCUAUAGCUGUAUAAAAUCACCAGAGAGUAACAAGAAUGAAUAGGGAAACGUGACACUGUGCUAAAGAGGUUAAGGCGAAGACGUGUAAGGAAAUAAAACCGGGGAGGAGAUGAAGAAAACGUGAGUCAAAAACGAAACAAGAUCAAGGAAAAGAAACCGCAUUAUAAGAAGAGUGUUAAAUUAGAUCGUUAUGGAAUUUGACUCUAUAAUUAUUCUGUAUCACACUUUGCUGCAGAGAAGACACUUGAGGAUAACUAAUUUUAAGAUACUAUUAUAAGGCUCUCUCGUUGAUCCUUUUUCUAUAUUGUAGUACUUAAGUAUUCUGUACACAGUCGUAGGGAGAUUUAAGUAGACACGGUUUCUGUAGUUAGUAGUAGAAGAAUCCUUAGUAAAGCUGUGUACUGUUGUAAUACUAAUAAAAGUACUUUGUUGGUUA